This is a messenger RNA of Paraglomus brasilianum, 2946 nucleotides long. The record is from the annotation of a GenBank genome assembly. NCBI's taxonomy places the organism in Eukaryota, Fungi, Glomeromycota, Glomeromycetes, Paraglomerales, Paraglomeraceae.
AUGGACUUAUUUAGAGCAAUAAAAAACAAGAUCACUGGAUCGACGAGGGAAUUUGUCAGAGAGUCUUUUACUGUCAGUACUCAGCAUAUGCCUGCUAGCAAAAUGACUGUGAAGUCCAUGGAUUGUGGAGAACUGGCAAAGGAAUCUAUUACAGAAGGUGUCUUCGCGAACUGGGCCAAGACCUCAGAGUGGUCGCGAUUCAUAUACAUUUAUAACAAAAGGUAUAUUGAAAUACGCGACAGGUCCACCUUUGCCAUCCAAUAUAUAAUCGAUAUACAUCUAUAUAAACGAAAUAACCAGAGAUUAUGUGAAAUUGUUGCCGUCACGGAUUGCGUCCUCGAAGGUCCAUGUCUUUUAAUAUGCACCACAACACGCGAUAACGACUAUACGUUCCUUCUUUUCGACAUAUGGGGGAAACUCGUAAGCGAGCUGAACAUAGUCUUCCCUCCUGAACUGAUGCCACUUAAUUCGAUGAUUAUCUCGCAAGGCGUUCACUAUGAACAAGAUACCAAAUGGCUAAGAGAACAGGGACACAAUCCCGCGGACAAGUACUAUUUGAUUGUGUGUGCCGCCGUUGGAGGAGUGGCCGUAUGGCGAUUAUUCCCAUCGCGAGACGCUUACGACGAGUAUUACCCGACAUACACUAUAGCUGAGAAUCAUCAUUCAGGGUUAAAAGACGGAAGCGCCUGUACGGCCAUAAGCAUAUCAAUACCGACAACAUCUCAAGAGCGUGGCAGGACAAAUAAGGAUACUGGUGCAAAGCUGAUUUUUGCAGGAAGCGCUCAAGGAAAUGUAGAGAUAUUUACAUAUAAGCCUGAAGGGCGAAUAGAUUCUCUUCGGUCUAUUGCUACACCAUCAGCUGGAGCUCCAAUAACCCAUCUAUGCUUUACCCCGGCAUCCAUACCGACAACGCAUUUUUUCGGUACACUCACUGUCGGACAUUGCGGAACCAAAAUUUCCAUACCACAUCGUGCUGACGUUAAUCCUGACGCCAUGGAUAUCGCAUUAACUGACGAAGGCAGCGUAGCGAUUACCGAGGAGGAAGAUAGUUAUGAUGUAAUAAAUCACGACGCUUUUGAAGAUACAAAGGCUAUGCCUGCCUCUAUUUCAGACGGUGCAUCGAAAAGGAAAUUGCCGUUUGUAGUAUUAUACGCUAUUGGAGACGAUAAUGUUGACACAAUCGGCAACGCAUCCGUGGGAGAAGAUGGAGAGAAUGGGGAAGUAACUGCUUUAGCAGCUGGAAAGGUGGGGAAAGAUCGUGAUGAGCUUGUUGCGUUUGCUGCGGCAAUACAAGUGGAAGUAAUGCAAGAUAAGAGGAUAAGGAACAAGAAAAAGUUGAUUAGUGGACGAGUGCAGGGAAAUGAUCAUCAGCUUCAAGUCAGGUUGACAGAUGUUACGAAUAUUGGAGCCGUUGUAUUGGAUAUUGAUGUCCCGUCUAGUGAUUCUAAAUUAUUCCUCUUGACUGAGGAUCGCACUCACUACUAUGAUCGGGAUCACGAAAUGGAUUUGAUGACAAUCAAUUACGAUACAGCUCCUCGCUUCGAUGAAUGGUUUGAGGAUUGGGCAUACGAACCAGAAAGAAUAAACGAUAUCAACGCAAGACGAAGCAGGAUGGAAAAUGAGUUAAUGUUUGAUAAACUAUUACAACAUGCAGUGGUUCCGGUCGAAUUAUAUCCUCCACAGACUUCGCAAGACUUUCGUGCGUUAAUUGAUUCCAUUUUAGCAAGUCAGGAUUUGGGAGAACUACGGCGGCAUUGCCUUAUCUAUUAUCUGUUGAAGGAUGUUGAAGGCUCUGGAAAAAGUCAAAAAUAUGCGGCUCGAUUCUUAAUUCCUCCUCAAUGGCUGUGUCUAAUGGACGGAUAUUGGUAUUUAGAUCAUCAUCAAUUUGAGGAAGCAAUAAGAUUCCUAAGUGAGCCCGAAGUCAUGGUUGAUUAUCCUGAAAAGAUACUCCAGACUCUUGUAAACAAUGCUGGACCUCGUAUAGCCGUCCUUUUUCUCAAUAUAUCGCAUGAAUGGUUUGAUAAUGACGAUUUCCACACGAAAGAAAUGGAUAUUCUAUGUCAGAUUGAUUUAUGUGAUGCUCUAAUGUUCCAAAGGGAGAAAGUACAACCAAACAAAGAGAUAACGGGGGACUCUUUGUUUCACCAAUUACUUGACUUUGUAUUCUCUAAUCCCAGGCCCAAGCUACUAAAUCAAUUGCUUGACCUUCCAUACAACGCGGCCGAAACAGAAUACCUGCGAAGUUAUUGCAAAAAGGAAAAUCGGCUUGCUACCAAAGACUUUCUCGUUAUGUUCGAUCUUCAUCAUGGAAAUCAUGCGGCGGCAAUCAGACUGCACGAGAAGAUGGUUCGCGAUAUGUCAAUACAAGGGGUGCCAAAACAUCUCGCCAAGAGAAGCAAAGUAAUUGGAGAGAUUAAAAAUAUUUUGCCACCUAUUGAAUUAAAAAUCAUGGAAGAUGAAGAAGAGUUGGAAAUAGUUGAACGUGAGGAGGAUCGAAAUGUUGAGGAGGAACUGCAAUUCCCAACGCCAUCUUCACCAAUCGAAACACCUCCUCAAACGACCCCGCGACUACCCAAUCACUCACCGUUUUCUCCCCGUUCAGAAACACAAAAAGGACAGAAGACACCCUGUUCUCCAUCAACGUCGAUGACAAUAACGCGAGAAUCUUUACGUAAACGAGUGCCGAAUAAACAUCCAUAUCCAACAUCAUCAUCAAAAUCAAGACAUUCGAGAUCAGCUACUCAGACUCCUGUCAAUUCAUCGCAUGGACGACGAGCGGCAUCAUCAAGCAAGAUUAAGAAUGCUGCUGGGACAGAUGGAGAAAAUAAUGCUAAUACGACACCUAAUAAUUCUAUAGCGAGUGCAAAGUCGUCAUCCAGUGUCGAUAGGAGAGUUACACGCAGCAUGACUAAGGCUGGAUACAAUGAUUUUACGAAUACUUCAUAA